This is a messenger RNA of Platichthys flesus (European flounder), 3304 nucleotides long. RefSeq names its product collapsin response mediator protein 1 (gene crmp1). The record is from RefSeq and is a predicted model, not a curated record. Gene Ontology annotation, molecular function: hydrolase activity, acting on carbon-nitrogen (but not peptide) bonds, in cyclic amides. Gene Ontology annotation, cellular component: cytoplasm; cytosol. The transcript has 14 exons. NCBI's taxonomy places the organism in Eukaryota, Metazoa, Chordata, Actinopteri, Pleuronectiformes, Pleuronectidae. Bases 28 to 2079 code for a protein of 683 amino acids.
UUUUGGGGGCGGGGGUGAAGACACAAUAUGUCUGACUGCAGGAGAGAGUGGAACCGGGAGGAUGAGCUGCCGGUCUACCUGGCGGGGCCGACCCCCACCGGGCAGCACCAUCGGAAAUCCUACGGCAUGUUCAGCUCCGUGGAGGGGGCGUUCGAGAGCAAGACCAUCGACUUCGACAACUACGCGGUGGGGAGGAGAGGGAGCCGCACCCCGAGGAGCGGCAGCCGGGAGAGGCUCUUGGACCCCGGUGAUGCAGCCACCGGGAAGACGCCCGGCAGCAACCAGGCUCAGGAGGGGUCCGUUGGCAACUCGCCAGGGGAGGGCGACGACUCACACGUCGGUGUCGAGGUCAGACACCCAUCGGGGAAGGAAACCCCUGAUGGAAAGAGUGAGAAGCUGCUGAUCAAAGGAGGGCGGGUUGUCAACGAUGACCAGUCUUUCUAUGCAGACGUCUACAUUGAGGACGGGGUCAUCAAGCAGGUGGGGGAGAAUCUGGUGGUCCCGGGGGGAGUCCAGGUGAUCGAGGCGAACGGCCGCAUGGUGAUACCAGGGGGAAUAGAUGUCAACACCUGUCUGAUGAAGCCCUUUCUGGGCACCCAGCCUGUCGAUGGUUUCCUCCAAGGCACCAAGGCUGCACUUGCUGGAGGCACUACCAUGAUCAUUGACCAUGUGACCCCCCAGCCCGGGGACAGCCUGCUGGAGGCGUUUGAGCACUGGCAGGAGGCUGCGGAUAAGAAGGCCUGCUGUGACUACUCCCUGCACGUAGACAUCCCCCAGUGGAAUGAGACUGUCACAGAUGAGUUGGAGCUGCUGGUGCAAGAGAAAGGUGUCAGCUCGUUCCAGGUGUACAUGGCUUAUAAGGAUCUGUACCAGAUGUCAGACUCACAGCUCUACGAGGCGUUCUCCUUCCUGAAGCAGCUCGGUGCUGUGGUGUUAGUUCAUGCUGAGAAUGGAGAACUGAUUGCUCAGGAACAGAGAAAAAUCCUCGGGAUGGGAAUCACUGGACCGGAAGGCCAUCCUCUGAGUCGUCCUGAAGAGCUGGAGGCAGAGGCAGUGUUCCGUGCCAUCACUCUUGCUAACCGCGUGAACUGUCCUGUCUACAUCACAAAGGUGAUGAGCAAGAGUGCAGCUGACACCAUCGCCCAGGCCCGGAGGAAAGGUUCUGUAGUAUUUGGCGAGCCGAUCACAGCCAGCCUGGCCACGGACGGUUCUCACUACUGGAGCAAGAAUUGGGCCAAAGCGGCAGCUUAUGUGACGUCUCCUCCUCUGAGCACUGAUCCCACAACUCCAGACCAUCUCCAAACACUGCUGGCUUGUGGGGACCUCCAGGUGGUGGGCAGUGCUCACUGCGCCUACAGCACGUCUCAGAAAGCCAUCGGUAAAGAUGACUUCACCCUCAUCCCCGAGGGAACCAAUGGCGUGGAGGAGAGAAUGGUUGUCGUCUGGGACAAGGGCGUGGCCAUGGGGAAGAUGGACGAGAACCAGUUUGUGGCCGUCACGUCCACCAACGCGGCUAAAAUCUUCAACCUGUACCCACGUAAGGGCCGGAUAGCGGUGGGCUCCGACGCCGACAUCGUCAUCUGGGACCCUGACAGCACCAAAACCAUCUCAGCCAGGGUCCAGCAGUCGGCUUCCGAGUACAAUAUAUUUGAGGGCCUGGAGUGCCGCGGAGGUCCAGCGCUGGUGCUGAGUCAUGGUCGGGUGGUUUGUGAGGAUGGGAAGCUGCAGGCUCAGCAGGGCACCGGCCGUUUUAUCCCCUGCAAGCCCUUCUCGGACCAGGCUUACCAGCGCGUCAAGUUCAGGGACCAGGUGAAGGCGAAGCAGGGUGUUACUCGGGCUGUCACUCGUGGGAUGUACGAUGGUCCUGUGUCUGAGGUUGUUCCUACACCCAAAUAUAUCAGUCCUUCUCCGUCAGCAAAAACAUCCCCCACCUCGACCCAUCCACCACCAAUACGCAAUCUGCACCAGUCCAACUUCAGCCUAUCAGGGGCUCAGCUUGAUGACAACAUCCCACGUCGCUCCGGCCACCGUAUUGUGGUGCCCCCCGGUGGGCGCUCCAACAUCACCAACCUCUGUUGAAUGUGUGACUGUGCACAAAGUGUGUUGUAGAGGUUUCACCUCUUGAGUGUGUUCGAGUGUGUGUGUGUGUGUGUGUAUGGCCGCGAGUGUGAGCACACAAGCAGGAAUGAACACCAUUGUAUUUUUGGUUUUACUACAAUGGUGACACACUCUGUUUAGCCUAUUAUGAUUUAAUCAAUUUGCCUUCAGUCGCUGAGAAGAAAUGCAUUUGCACUACAAAUCAAAUAAGAGUGAUUUUUAAUCAGCCAAUUCAAUCAGAAACAUGAGUAACUCACAAUCAGGGCACACACACACACACACACACACACACACACACUCAGACACACCUGGUGUUAAAACACCCUCCAAGCACCUAAACGUGACCCCAGUUUGACAUAAUAGCGUUCUUGUCUCCUCUCCCCCGUGAGCAUGACUUCCUCCGUACUCUUCCUCACUUCCCAUGUCUUGCUGUGUGACUCUGCUCAGACAUGGUGCUCCUCCUCUCCACAGACUUUGGUGGACGGCUAAAGAAACAAAAAUGUUCUCUUGCUUCCGAUUUUCUUUUUUGAAUAGUGGCAAUAUCUGUUUCAAUGUGACUCAAGUGGAUCAGUUAUAGGCUUCAGUGUGUAUUGCAUGGACGCGUCUUUAGAGUUGGCACUACUUGUACUUAGAAUUGUACUCAAGGCACAUUUGUAACUUACAGCACAAGUGUCCAGUAUUUUCAUAUUGUUUAACGGAUGCUUAUCGAACAUAAGUACAUUAACUUAACUGUGGGUAUAGAUCCAGCUUUGACCAGGUCCAAAACAUAACUGUGAACUUCAAGAAAAGCAAUGCAACUUCCACUUGAUCAGAUAAAAUAUGCAAUAUAUUACUAUUCAGUGUUAUAACUAGAUGAGCCGUUGAAACAAAAACAGUUGUGUGCUGCUGAAUGAACUUUUCUGAUGGCUUUACCUGCAUAUUUAGGGUUUCAUAGUAAAGACGUUAGGACGUGUGUGUGUGCUAGUUUCUUGCAGAUCACUCCUGCCACAGAUGGAUUUGUUGUAAUGACAUGUUGAACUCACUGCUGUAAAAAGGGCUCCACCUCCUGCAUCACCACAGAACCACAUUGACAAUCAUCUUAAGCUGUUUUUAUUUGAGUGAUUUAUCGUAUUGAUUCUGGAUGUUUUUAGUGUUUCUAUGCUGCUCUGUUUUUGUUGCUGUCACCUGGUGUCUCCAAUGGAACCACUAAUGAUCAAUAAAGACUUGA